Messenger RNA from Pyrus x bretschneideri (Chinese white pear), 1852 nucleotides. RefSeq names its product E3 ubiquitin-protein ligase BIG BROTHER. Gene Ontology annotation, molecular function: ubiquitin-protein transferase activity; ubiquitin conjugating enzyme binding. The record is from RefSeq and is a predicted model, not a curated record. The transcript has 8 exons. The coding region runs from base 740 to 1477 and encodes 245 amino acids. Gene Ontology annotation, biological process: negative regulation of organ growth; protein ubiquitination. Lineage: Eukaryota; Viridiplantae; Streptophyta; Magnoliopsida; Rosales; Rosaceae.
UUUUACCCCCCCGCCCAGCCAUGACUCGUUCGCUCAAUGCCAUGCAUCCAUGCAUCCAUCCAUCCAUAGAUCACAUGUCCCAAAUAUACUACUGUUAAUUACAUAAAGUGAAAUGGUGUAGCAUAGAGUAGGCUGUAGAGACGGGAUGGUUGUUGUAAUGUCUUUUGGUAAGAAGUUGGCGGGGUAGAAACAACAAAACAAAACACACAACUCAGGAGGGAGAGAUUUUUUAUUGUGUUCUGAACACGAACAGUACAUCAUAUAUUAUUAUACGUUUGUAUAAUGACAUGUGUUAUACCGCUUAGCGUGUUCGAGCCAAACUAAAAAAUUCCUAAGAAGGGAAGCGUGUUCGUGAAAAUCUCAAAUGUAGCUGCUCCUCUGCACAAAAGCCAAACGCAACGCACAAAAAACGGAUUAUGCAAUAGAAUUCUAGAGAGAGAGAAACACAAGCACAACACAGAAAACCUCUCUUUCCUCUCUCUCUCUCUCUCUCUGUAUAUGUAAAGUGCAAACUUAAAUGCCCAUUUCUCUAUCUCUCUGAGUUGAAGCAAAUUUUCUCAAGAAAUUAAGGGGAAGAAACUUUGAACUUAGAAAGAAAGAAGGCUGCAAUUUCUCUCACUUGUCCUCCGAGCUGCUUAUUCGGUCUCUCAGAUUUUUUGCUUUACAGCGACAUGUGAAGGGAUUCCUGGCUUAAUAUCAAGCUUGUUAUGUGAAUCUCAGUUUGAUUCGUGGUGCAAAAAUGAAUGUUAAUGGACAUAUGGAAAUGCAUUACCUGGACACGGGCUAUCCUUACCCGCCUACCGAAGGCUUCAUGGGUUUCUUUGACGGUCUUGCUAAUGUACCGAUGAAUUAUGGUCACACCAUGCCGAUGCAUGAUCAGGAAACUGCGUACUGGUCAAUGAAUAUGAAUUCAUACAAGUUUUUACCAUCUGGUCCGGGGAGUACUUCUUAUUACGGUACAUAUGAGGUAAAUGAUCAUUUACCAAGAAUGGACGUCAGCAGGAGGACUUGGGAAUACCCUACAAUGACAAAUCCAGAAGAGCCUGCAACCUCCGACUCACAGCCAGAAGAAGACGCUGUCAUGGAAGCUCAAGCUGUGCCUGAAGAAUGUAUUCAGAAUCAGCAAAAUACAAAUACUUCUGAGGUUGCAUGGCAAGAGGAUAUUGAUCCUGAUACCAUGACCUAUGAGGAAUUACUUGACUUGGGUGAGGCAGUUGGCACUCAAAGCCGAGGUCUCUCUGAAGAACUUAUUAGUUUGCUUCCAUCGUCAAAAUACAAGUGUGGAAACUUCUUUUUAAGGAAAAAAUCCGGAGAGAGGUGUGUGAUUUGCCAGAUGCAGUAUAAAAGAGGAGAUCGACAAAUCACAUUGCCAUGCAAACAUGUCUACCAUAGCGAAUGCAUCAGCAAAUGGCUCGGUAUCAACAAGGUAUGCCCAGUUUGCAACCUCGAGGUUUUCGGUGAGGAGUCAAGGCACUAGAGCAUCAAUUUCAUUUCCUAGCUGAAGCUGAAAUUUUAUCUUCCUUCCCCUUCAUAUGGUUUGGUUAUUUUUUCUUUGCCUAUACAUAAAGUAGUUGAAGACUAUGGUAAGACUAUGGUCCUCCCCCUUUAUCUCUUUCGUUUAACACGCUCCGGUGAAGUAGUAGAGAAAACAAACCCUAUAAUUCAACCUCCUGUAAGUGAAUAUGAGAUUCAAAUUAGAGAUAAAUUACCUGACAAAUUUAUAUUGUGCGUAAAAUCACUGAUUCGCGUCGAAGCUAGAGGUUUAGUUUAUUUGAGCUUGUGUUCUUGAAAAUGUUGUUAUAUCAGAUUCAUGUCAGUUUAUUUAGUUAAUUUUAUAGUUUUGGAUGAUUGA